Molecule: messenger RNA, 2172 nt
Organism: Epinephelus lanceolatus (giant grouper)
Lineage: Eukaryota; Metazoa; Chordata; Actinopteri; Perciformes; Serranidae
Source: RefSeq, a predicted model, not a curated record
AGUCUCUUUUCCUCCCUCUCAGGAUGUCGAUCGUCAGCAUCGUUGCCAGGGAGAUCUUGGACUCCCGGGGAAACCCCACUGUGGAAGUGGACCUUUGCACAGAGAAAGGUCUGUUCAGGGCUGCGGUGCCCAGUGGAGCAUCCACGGGGAUCUAUGAGGCCCUGGAGCUCCGAGAUGGAGACAAGAGUCGCUUCAAGGGCAAAGGUGUUUUGAAGGCAGUCGGGCACAUCAACGAUACUCUUGGUCCCGCUCUUAUAGCCUCUGGCAUCAGUGUGGUGGAGCAGGAGCAGUUGGACAACAUGAUGAUCGAGAUGGAUGGCACAGAAAACAAAUCUCAGUUCGGGGCCAACGCCAUCCUGGGAGUGUCUCUAGCCAUCUGCAAGGCUGGUGCAGCAGAGAAAGACGUCCCCCUGUACCGCCACAUAGCCGACCUGGCUGGAAACACAGAGCUGGUGCUGCCAGUUCCUGCCUUUAAUGUGAUAAAUGGAGGUUCUCAUGCAGGUAACAAACUGGCCAUGCAGGAGUUCAUGGUUCUUCCCGUUGGAGCUGAAUCUUUCAAGGAGGCGUUGAGGAUAGGAUCGGAGCUGUAUCACACACUGAAGGGGGUGAUCCAGGAGAAGUACGGCCAGGAUGCAACCAAUGUGGGAGAUGAGGGAGGAUUUGCUCCCAACAUCCUGGAGAACAGUGAGGCUCUGGAUCUGCUGCAGAUAGCCAUAGAGAAGGCCGGUUUCACGGACAAGGUGGUGGUUGGAAUGGACGUGGCCGCCUCAGAGUUUUACCGUGAUGGGAAAUACGACCUGGACUUCAAAUCCCCCCCAGAUCCUGACAGACACAUCUCUGGAGAGGAGCUGGCUGACAUCUACCAAGGCUUUGUCAACAACUACCCAGUGGUGUCCAUUGAGGACCCGUUCGACCAGGAUGACUGGGAGGCCUGGUCCCGUCUGACAGCCCAGGUGGGGAUCCAGGUGGUGGGGGAUGAUCUGACGGUGACUAACCCUAAGAGGAUAGAGAAAGCUGCUGAGGAGCGAGCCUGCAACUGCCUGCUGCUCAAAGUCAACCAGAUCGGCUCCGUUACUGAGGCCAUACAGGCGUGUAAACUGGCUCAGGCAAAUGGUUGGGGUGUGAUGGUCAGCCAUCGCUCAGGAGAGACAGAGGACACCUUCAUCGCUGACCUGGUGGUGGGACUCUGCACUGGACAGAUUAAGACUGGUGCCCCCUGCAGAUCUGAGAGGCUGGCCAAGUACAACCAGCUCAUGAGGAUUGAAGAGGAGUUGGGCGACCAGGCUCGCUUUGCAGGCCAUAACUUCAGGAACCCCAGCGUCCUGUGAAACUGACAGACAAACGAAUGACACACACACACACACACACACACAACUAACAGACAUGAACAAACAUGGAAUGAGUCAUGUACAAUGAAAGAUAACACAGCUUUAUGGAAAAACACAAGCAAAAGAGCUAAGCAAAAAAAAUAAAAAUAAAUAAAUAAAUUAUGCACUGGACUUAUAGGUAGAGAGAUGAUGCUGUGUGCACACAUACACACACACCCAAAUGCAACACACACCCAUGCACAUGCAGGGGAACACCUUAAAAAUAUCAAAUUAAUAAGCCAGACAUGCACUGUUACUGUAGUUUUAAAGGAAUAGUUCAUGUACAGUUGGACAGACCUGCAAAAAUAAAGAUUAUUGUUUUAAAACCAGAGAGAUAAAUAAGUAGAGAUAUAAUAGAAUAAUGUAGACUGACGCACGCAACUGAAAGAGAUGUAAUAAAAAAAUAAAUUUAAAAAACUUUCAGCACCAACGAGGACGAUGCACUUGCAGAAAGACACACAAAACAGCAGUUUCAGGGACUGAGUGAAAAAAAACCAACAACUAAACAACACUAACACGUGAACACUUACACACUCGACUGUGUCACACUCUCACCUGGACACUGACAAACCUGCACUCCGCCCACUUCUGUCCUUCUCCCUCUUUUUGUCACCUUUUCUUAUUGUCGUGUCUGUUUCUCAGUUUGUAAAACUCUUCUUCCUCCCACCAUGACGUGAUUCUGAUUAUUUGUCCUUUAUGCUUGAGAUCCCGCCUUUGUCCUACAGAAAAAGAAAAAAAAAAUAUCUUAAACCCCGAAUGCUGUGUUGAAAAAGAAGAAAGAAAAAUAAAAAAUAAAACUAAAAAA